Enterobius vermicularis (human pinworm) is the source of this 747-nucleotide messenger RNA. Lineage: Eukaryota; Metazoa; Nematoda; Chromadorea; Rhabditida; Oxyuridae. The record is from the annotation of a GenBank genome assembly.
AUGACUUUUCGAAACAAAUCUAACUUGCGUACACAUGUACGCCAUCAUUCUGGAGAUAAAAGUACAGCAUGCCCAUUUUGUGGGACGUUCUUCUCCAAUAAUUCAAAGCUUUUCAACCAUAUGGUGAGGAAACUGUCACCAAAUGGUAUGUUUGAAAAGUACGCUGUCGCUUGUCAUUUUUGUCAGAAGACUUUCAAUUCGGAGAGGCUUUUGCGGGAACAUAUUCGACGACAUGUUAUGAAUUAUAAAUGCCAGUUUUGUUCUGUUACUCUUGACUGUCCAUCGGCUUUGCAUAGACAUAUACUAAAUGUUCACGCAAACCUUCGGCAGUUUUGCUGCAACCUUUGCAGCCGGAAGCUUUGUGUUUUAAAUUGCACUGACUUGGAUCGACACGUUGGGGCAAUACACUCCAAUGACCUUGCUCAUGUUUGUGCUGAAUGUGGUGACAAGUUCCACUGGCGAAAACAGUUGGUUACGCACAUGAGGAAACACAAAGAGGGAUACCAACCUUUUACUCAUUUAUGCCAUUUGUGUGAGGCUCGGUACGCUAACGGGUUUGGUUUAAGCCGCCAUCUUUUGAAGAAACAUAAGUGUAAGGUCCCUGUAGGUUUUACUCGUUAUCAGUACAAAAAAUGUGCAGAUGGGUUUAUGCGGCUGCAGACAAAAAGGUGCUUGAGCAAGACGUUGGCGUUACAGUUGGGAAUACCUUCAAAUGAUUCAAAUUAUGUAACUGUUCGAAAUUUGUAA